CAGUCCUGGCUGGUCCCGCCGUCCCAGAAUAAGAGCUCUUCGGCGACUCAGAGGCUAAGGCGAGCCCCCUACCCCCAUUCCCACUCGCGAUCCCCUCCCCUCCCCUCCCCUCCGUGGGCCCGAGAUGCCGAAGGCCGCGGGGAGCCAGGAGGCCCGGGCUGCACUCCCGGGUUUGGGCUGUUCGCGACUCCGCAUUUGCUCCAUCAGUCCUGGCCUCCCCCGGAGCCUCCUACUCUUGACCUGGCUCAGCCUGUGCUGGGAAGGAGAGGGCCGCAUUCAGGGACCCAACCCCCCGACACUGAGGCUCAACCUGCUGGCCCUGCCCCACUCCACUCGCCAACAGGGGCCUGGGCACUGGACAUCAUGGGGGGCAUGGACUGGCUGCUCCAGCACCUGUGGGGAUGGGGCGAGUGUCCGCAGCCGCCGGUGUAUCAGGCUUCCAGAGGAAGAUCCAUGCAAUGGAGACUCCCGUCAGUACCGCCUGUGUCAUAUCACCGCCUGUCCCCCGGGAGCUGUGCCUUUCCGGGAAUUGCAAUGCGCCCUCUACAAUGCCAGGCCAAUCCCAGGCCACCAGGCUACCUACCAGUGGGUGCCCUUUCAUGGGGCUCCCAACCUGUGUGACCUGAACUGCCUCGCUGAAGGCCACACUUUCUACUACACAUUUGGCCGGGUCCUGGAUGGGACCCACUGUGGCCCGGACACCGACGGCCUCUGCAUCAGUGGCCGAUGCCUUAGCGUGGGCUGUGAUGGUGUCCUAGGUUCGGGGGCUCGGGAGGAUCACUGUGGCACGUGCGGUGGCGCCAACGACUCCUGCCUCUUCAUCCAGAGGGUGUACCGGGAGGCCGCGCCUACCUCCGGCUUCUUCGGCUAUAGAAAUGUGACCCGUAUCCCCACCGGGGCCCGACACAUCAGGGUAACUGAUCAGAGCCGCAACUAUCUCGCGCUGAUGGGCAGCGACGGGCGCCACGUGAUUAAUGGGAACUGGGCCAUCGACUGGCCUGGGGUCUAUGAGGUGGCAGGCACCCAGGUGCGAUACAUCCGCUCAGCUGGCCACCACGAGAGCCUGGAGGCAGUGGGGCCCACGGGCGAGGACCUGCUCUUACAGGUCCUGUUCCAGGAGGCCAACCCUGGCAUCGAGUUUGAAUUCUGGCUGCCUCGGGCUCUCUACUGGAGCUUCCAGGGGACUUGGGGUGACUUCAGUGCCCUGCGGCAGCCCCAGACCCGAGAGGUGGAGGUGCCCUCCUCCCAGGAUCCCCCACCAAGGGCCUGGUCACACACAGGCCACGAGAGCCCCCGCAGAGACACCCAGAUGACUCCAGGGAGAGAGGUAUGCCCCCUUGCUUCUUCCUUCCCCCUCACCCCCGUCCCCCUGAUUCCUCCUGAUUCCUCCACCAGCCCAAUCCCCCAGUGCCUCGGGAGCAUGGGGGCUCGAACCCUCCCCUCCCUUGUGGGAGAGGCAGCCAAAUCCAGAGGGCUGGAGCUGGGAGGAGUGGGCUUCUCUGGGUGGGUGAUGGAAAGGAGACCAGUUCUCCCCUACAUAGCAUCAUCCCCAGGGGCCUCUCUCUCCUCUCUCCUUUCCCUCAACCCCUCCGUGCUUCUCCCAGGGACCUGCCGGGCAUGCCCCAACCCCAAGGGCCACUCCCGCCGCUUGCAGCACUACUGCCAGAGUGAUUUCGUGUUCCGAGGCCGGGUGCUGGCACGGCGGCAGGUGGGGCAGGAGACCCGCUAUGAUGUGCAGGUUCAGCACACCUACAAGAACCUGUACCCGCUGGAGCGGCGCGAGUACCUGUGGGCCCCGGGCGUGUGCCCCUGCCCCUUGCUGGCUGAGCAGCGGGAGUACCUGCUGACCGCCCGGCGCCACGUCAACUACGAGGGCACUCUCAACCGCCUGCUGCUGCCCCGAGCUGGCUACGCCCGCCCCUGGUCCCCCCGCCAGGACACCUUGAUACGAGAGGCAGCUAAGCAUUGCCCGCGCUCACGGGCCGGCUGAGGCCUGGGGGGGGCCAAACCAAGACCAUGCGGGGAGGCCCUGGCAGGUGCCCACUGAAGGUGCCCUUCCCGAGGAGGGGCGGAGCCAGGCCUUGCAGAGGGAGGGGCACCUGCAGGAGUCGUGUCUACAUUCACGUGUGACCGUUCAAUUCCUUCCGACCCGGUCCCACCUCUCCACAUUGGGCAGGAUAAGAGCCAAUGUCUCCCCCCACCCCCGUCCCCUCUCCGGUCGCAGCCACCCUGUAAGCUCUUAUGGCUUCCUAGCCCGGACCACAGCUCCCGAGUCUCCCCUGGGGCUCAGGGAGGUUGGCAUCACUGGUUCACUGGGCCCCUAGAUGAUCUCUCUCUACUCCUAGGUUGGGGGCCCAGGUUGUCAGAACCUGGGGCGGGAGUUGAGCCACGAUCAGGUGGAUGAAGGAGGCGGGACAGCUGACCACCCCUCCCCCGACUACCUGCCGGGAACUCGGACACCUUUGGAGGGUUUCGUCCAGGAGGGGUUGAUGUUAAAGGGGAGGGGGAAGGAAGAGGAGGAGUCCCUCAAACCACUUUCCUCGGGAACUGUGGGAAUGGGUAUUCUCCCAAUCCUCCCCCCCCCCCCCCGCAUCAUCAUCAUCCACUGAAUUUCUAUUUUGCUUUUAUUUUUCUAAAGCAUUUACAUAUCCAUAGUCGCACUUUGUCUUCACAAUAGCCCUGUGAGAGAGGAAGAGGCAGCUACUAUUAUUCCCAUUUUACUAAUGAGAAAACAGAAGACCAGGAAAGGGCUAAACUACAUGCCCGAGAUCACCCAGCAAACCAGAGGCUCAGGUCUCCAGCCUCCGAGACUGCACUCUUUCUGCUAGACUGUGCUGCAUGCUGCAGGUGCAUAAACAUACGAAGCCACACGUGUAUUACACAUGCAACCCCACACAUGAAAAUGGGCCAAGUCCCAUAAACCCAUGUAGACAUACAUGCACAUGUGCACACACAUAUACAGGCACGUCUGCCCCCUUCUUGUUCCUCCAGUUACCCCUCACUCUCCUGGCCCUGUGCCCUCAGCAUCCCCCCGCUCUGCCUUUCAGGCUGACUACCCUCCUCCUUCCCCUCACUCCAGGCUGCAGGGCCGGGGGCUCUUACUCUGGCUACUUGGGGGAAGGACUGGUCUCCUCCUGGAGAGGGGAGCCGGGGUACUGGGUGAACCCAUCUAGAACAGUCCUGUGGUGAGAGGGCACGACUGAAAGAGAGGAGGCUGGGUGAGGCACAGUUAACAUCUCUCGGUCUCACACCAGUGGCCCCAGCAGCUUCCCCCACACCCCUUCAUCUCCACACCUCCUUUUCCAGUAAUUUAUUUUUGCAGAAUAAACUAAUUCACCUCCAUCCCUCCUUUCCUUUUUGUCUGACUUUCCUCUCCCCCCUGCUCCCAUAGCUGCCAAUUGUUCACUGUGAAGGGAUGGGGGAGUAAAAUGUCAAGGUGGG
Molecule: messenger RNA, 3441 nt
Organism: Tachyglossus aculeatus (Australian echidna)
Lineage: Eukaryota; Metazoa; Chordata; Mammalia; Monotremata; Tachyglossidae
Gene: ADAMTSL5
Product: ADAMTS like 5
Exons: 12
Coding region: 125-1990 (621 amino acids)
Biological process (GO): extracellular matrix organization
Cellular component (GO): extracellular matrix
Molecular function (GO): protein binding; metalloendopeptidase activity
Source: RefSeq, a predicted model, not a curated record